AAUGAAGGGCACUGGACUCUGUCAACUGUGCUUGGCGAGUUAACACCUGAAAGAGUUAACCAGAUUUCUAAAUGUCCCAAGUGACGGAAGUUUGAUACUGACAUUUAUUGGAGCCUAAACUGAGGAUUUUUCAGAAAUACUAAGAAAUUUGGUGAGCGACCUCAACCUAAACGGCUCACCAGGGAAGCAAUGAGAAACUAUUUAAAGGAGCGUGGCGAUCAAACAGUCCUAAUCCUUCAUGCAAAGGUUGCACAGAAAUCGUAUGGAAAUGAAAAGAGGUUCUUUUGCCCCCCUCCCUGUGUCUAUCUUAUGGGUAGUGGGUGGAAGAAAAAAAAAGAACAGAUGGAACGGGAUGGCUGCUCUGAACAAGAGUCUCAACCAUGCGCUUUUAUUGGGAUAGGUAAUAGUGACCAAGAAAUGCAGCAGUUAAAUCUGGAAGGAAAGAACUAUUGCACAGCUAAAACCUUGUACAUAUCUGACUCCGACAAGCGAAAGCACUUCAUGUUAUCAGUAAAAAUGUUCUAUGGCAAUAGCGAUGAUAUUGGUGUGUUCCUCAGUAAACGAAUCAAAGUAAUUUCCAAACCAUCUAAAAAGAAACAGUCGCUGAAGAAUGCGGAUUUGUGCAUUGCAUCGGGGACAAAAGUGGCACUAUUCAAUAGACUUCGGUCGCAAACAGUUAGCACAAGAUACUUGCACGUGGAGGGAGGAAACUUUCAUGCCAGCUCGCAACAGUGGGGAGCUUUUUACAUUCACCUCUUGGAUGAUGAUGAAUCGGAAGGUGAAGAAUUCACAGUUCGAGAUGGCUACAUUCAUUAUGGGCAGACUGUUAAACUUGUUUGUUCCGUCACUGGCAUGGCACUCCCAAGACUGAUAAUUCGAAAAGUGGACAAACAGACGGCAUUGCUAGAUGCAGACGAUCCAGUGUCACAGCUCCAUAAGUGUGCGUUCUACCUUAAAGAUACCGAACGAAUGUACUUGUGCCUUUCCCAGGAGCGAAUCAUCCAAUUUCAAGCCACUCCAUGUCCGAAAGAACCAAAUAAAGAGAUGAUUAAUGAUGGAGCUUCAUGGACAAUCAUUAGCACAGAUAAAGCAGAGUACACCUUUUAUGAGGGAAUGGGACCUGUCCACGCUCCAGUAACACCUGUGCCUGUUGUAGAAAGUCUCCAGUUGAAUGGAGGAGGGGAUGUAGCAAUGUUGGAACUUACUGGACAGAACUUCACUCCAAAUUUACGCGUCUGGUUUGGAGAUGUGGAAGCGGAAACAAUGUACAGGUGUGCAGAGAGCAUGCUGUGUGUCGUCCCUGACAUUUCUGCAUUCCGGGAAGGCUGGAGGUGGGUCCGCCAGCCAGUCCAAGUUCCAGUCACAUUGGUCCGCAAUGAUGGCAUCAUCUACUCUACCAGCCUUACAUUUACCUACACGCCAGAGCCAGGACCCCGACCCCACUGUAGUGCCGCUGGAGCAAUCCUCAGAGCCAACUCAAGUCUCCUGGCAUCCAACGAAACAAACACAAACAGCGAGGGAAGCUACACAAACGUCAGCACAAACCCAACCAAUGUCACAUCAUCGACGGCAACAGUAGUUUCCUAACCACUGCUCUUUUAUGUGGAACUUCUAAAAAAA
Messenger RNA from Lacerta agilis (Sand lizard), 1620 nucleotides. It is a transcript of the gene RBPJ, whose product is annotated as recombination signal binding protein for immunoglobulin kappa J region. The transcript is spliced from 12 exons. Bases 190 to 1587 code for a protein of 465 amino acids. Lineage: Eukaryota; Metazoa; Chordata; Lepidosauria; Squamata; Lacertidae. The record is from RefSeq and is a predicted model, not a curated record. Gene Ontology annotation, cellular component: MAML1-RBP-Jkappa- ICN1 complex; nucleus. Gene Ontology annotation, biological process: Notch signaling pathway; regulation of transcription by RNA polymerase II. Gene Ontology annotation, molecular function: RNA polymerase II cis-regulatory region sequence-specific DNA binding; DNA-binding transcription activator activity, RNA polymerase II-specific.